Ilex paraguariensis (yerba mate) is the source of this 2574-nucleotide messenger RNA. Lineage: Eukaryota; Viridiplantae; Streptophyta; Magnoliopsida; Aquifoliales; Aquifoliaceae. The record is from the annotation of a GenBank genome assembly.
AUAGUAUUGUUUAGAAAUCUCUUAAUACUAAUUACUCUCUCAUUGUCCUCUCUCUCUCUCUCUCUCUACACAACUAUACAUAAAUAACCCUUCUUUAGUACUCUGAUCAUAUUGACUCUGUUCACUUUGAUUGUAGUCUACAAAACCCUCGUGGUUGGUCAGAUUAUUUUCACACAGAGUCGUGAGCAACUACCUUUCUGUGAUCUGUGUUUUUCAUCAGACAUUCACGACUCUGAUACCUGAAUUCUGGCCGAUAUAUUUUAGAUCUUCCUUAUUUUCAACGAUUUUGUUUUUGGACUCUUUCGUUUUAGCAAUUUUUGUUAAAACCCUUGUUGGUUUUUGCUUCAAAAUAUAGUCUUUACACUAUGAGCGCGUCUGUGAAGCUAUCGACUAUACAGAUCACCGGAUCCGAUUUUCUCCGGCAGAAAUCUCCGGCACUGUCGCGGCAAUUCUCGCGUCUGCCACCGCUUUCAGCAACUAAUAAAUAUCGUCAAAGCUCAAUUGUUUCAGUCUCUAAACCUCUAUAUGUUUCUUCGAUUGAGAGUUUUGGGUCUUUGAAGAGAUCGUCGAAGGAUGAUGAAAAGAGGUCUUUGAUCACGUGCAAGGCCUACGAGGCGGAUCGAUCGGAGCCGAUCGAUGAGAACAUUCAGCAAUUACAGACGCGAUCUGAAGCAGCGAAGAGAUUCAAGAUCGGUGUUUACUUCGCAACUUGGUGGGCUUUGAAUGUGGUCUUCAAUAUAUACAAUAAAAAGGUCUUGAAUGCUUUUCCAUUUCCAUGGUUAACCUCGACUCUUUCGCUCGCUGCUGGCUCUCUUAUCAUGUUGAUUUCUUGGGCUACAAGGAUCGCUGAAGCACCAAAGACAGAUUUUGACUUCUGGAAAACCCUUUUCCCUGUUGCUUUGGCACAUACCAUUGGGCAUGUCGCGGCGACUGUGAGUAUGUCGAAGGUGGCGGUGUCGUUUACACACAUCAUCAAGAGUGGUGAGCCUGCUUUCAGUGUACUGGUUUCAAAGUUCAUCUUGGGUGAUACAUUUCCGCUGCCGGUUUACUUGUCCCUUAUUCCGAUCAUCGGUGGUUGUUCCCUUGCUGCUGUUACUGAGCUGAAUUUCAACAUGAUUGGUUUUAUGGGGGCUAUGAUCUCAAACUUGGCCUUUGUGUUUCGAAACAUUUUUUCGAAGAAGGGCAUGAAGGGGAAGUCUGUUAGUGGGAUGAACUAUUACGCAUGUCUAUCUAUAUUGUCUCUCAUAAUUCUCACACCAUUUGCAAUUGCUGUAGAGGGACCACAGAUGUGGGCAGUUGGAUGGGAAACGGCCAUUUCCCAGAUUGGACCCCAUUUCAUUUGGUGGGUGGCGGCCCAGAGUGUGUUCUAUCACCUCUACAACCAGGUGUCUUACAUGUCCCUGGAUGAGAUCUCUCCCUUGACAUUUAGCAUUGGAAACACCAUGAAACGAAUAUCUGUCAUAGUCUCUUCUAUCAUCAUUUUCCAUACACCUGUUCAGCCCAUCAAUGCUCUUGGAGCUGCCAUCGCAAUCCUUGGAACCUUCUUGUAUUCCCAGGCAAAGCAGUGAGGCUGGGAUGAAGAAUAUCGGUGUAUGUAUAGCAUAGCUGAGAGAGAAAAGACCAUGGUUUUGGUUGAUGUGUUGAUUAAGCUGUUUUUCAGGAUCCAUCACCUCUGGAGGUUCAUAUUCAUGAGGUGGGCCAGCAGCUUUACUUCUUUUGUACACUAAUAAUGAGACGGCAGAAUUUGUUCUUAUACAGCUCAUUAGGCAGUUUUUUCUUAUGGCGUUUUUACCUCCACGGUUGAGGAAAGAACUGAGAACUGUUACAAUAAACAAGGGCAAUCGUCAAGCCUAGAAUGUUUUGAAUGAUAGCAAUAUCAAUUGUGUGGAUUUUGUGAAAGCCUUUCUGUGCUAUGAUGCACUAGAGAAACAAGUAAAGUUGGGAACUCCUUUGCACAUUAGCAGCGUGAUGGUGCCAAUGAUAACUCUAUACUACGCAUUCAUACAUAUGCGUUGUUUUGUGUACAUUGUACCCUAUUCAGGAAAGGUCGCUACGACUGACAGAGGUUCAAGUUCUGUAAUUGCUUAGAAGUUUCGCACUAAGAAAAUUAAGCUAACAGGCAGUCUGACCAUGUAAAGUUGCGGUAAUUGUGCCACUUUUCGAAACAGCAAUGCAAAAUUGGUGAUAGGUAGGUAGCAGUGCUUGGGAAUGUUAUCUGUGUAGCUUUAGAAGAAGUGAGUAUUUAAUGUAUGAUUUUGCAAAAGAUUCGUGUGGUUAAAGUCAUCGUCAUACCUGUAUAGAAAUUAACAGCAAAUGUAAUCCAAACAAAAAUUUUUGACGGCUUACGUCACAAAACUUUAUUUCAUCCAUACAACGGCUCUUCUCAAGAAAACAAACAUGUCACAAGAAAUUGUAAACCCUUCUCGGAAUAAAAUGCCCCAUAAUCAAACCUGCAAAUGCUUAAUGGCUGUCUGAACAUCUUUAUCUCCUCUGCCACUGCAGUUAACAACGACCUUCGUUCUGUUUGGAAGAGUUGGGCAUAGCUUCUCUAGAUAAGCCAAUGCAUGAGAUGUC